This is a messenger RNA of Cyprinus carpio (common carp), 4284 nucleotides long. RefSeq names its product 1-phosphatidylinositol 4,5-bisphosphate phosphodiesterase delta-3-A. The record is from RefSeq and is a predicted model, not a curated record. Gene Ontology annotation, biological process: lipid metabolic process; intracellular signal transduction. Lineage: Eukaryota; Metazoa; Chordata; Actinopteri; Cypriniformes; Cyprinidae. Gene Ontology annotation, molecular function: phosphatidylinositol-4,5-bisphosphate phospholipase C activity; calcium ion binding.
UUUGCUUGGUUUGAAACAGAUGAUCUCCAAAGCCUAUUUUUGCGACACCUGCUCAUAAGAUAGUUAUGCAAGUUAAAAUAGACUAAAAAUAAAAGUAACAAACCAAUUACACAAUAAACUAAGAUAGUUUGCCAUGAAGCAGCGGCUGUGACACAGUAAACGUGUCAUCGAGUGUGAGUGAAUGACUCGUGUUCAUCAGCGUAAUAUUACUGCUCCUCGCCGGACUCGAGUUACGCGCGGCGUUUUUAGACGAGACAAGUGUUGCGACAGCAGCAGCAGCAGCAGCGCCGCGAUUCACAUGCACUGACCCAGACCUUUAAACGCAUCUUUUGGAUAGUUUGUGUCUAUUGAUUAUUCACAUUUACCUCAAGACGGUUAUAAUAAGUUCUGCCUGGAGCCGAAGGGACAGUCAUUAUGCUGGGGAGGAAGAAGAAACCAGAGACAGUUCAGACUGAACCCAAAGCGCACGAGUCAAAAACCCACGACCCGCUUCGGAGGCUUGGUGUGCUGGACGAUGAAGAUGUGCAGCUGAUGCUGCAGGGGUCAAAGAUGAUGAAGGUCCGUUCUCAGCGUUGGCGGAAAGACAGGAGCCUGAAGCUUCUGGAGGACUGUGUGACGGUGUGGUGUGAGUCCAGCAAAGCCUCUCGCAAAAGCAAAAAACAGCAGACCUUCUGUGUGACGGAGGUGGAGUGUGUGCGGGAGGGCUGUCAGUCGGAGUGUCUGCGACGAAUGGCAGGUCUGAUCCCAGAGACCCACUGCUUCACUGUGGUCUUCCGCGGAGGAAGGAAAAGCCUGGAUCUGUGCUGCUCUACACAGGAUGAAGCAGACCGCUGGGUUCGAGGCCUCCGCACUCUCAAAGACCGUGUUUCCAAUAUGAGCCAGAAAGAAAAGCUGGACCAUUGGAUUCGAGGCUAUCUGAGAUGUGCGGACCAGAACCAGGAUGGGAAGAUGAGCUACGACGAGGUGAAACAUCUGCUACAGCUGAUCAACAUUGACCUGAGCGAACAGUAUGCACGCACACUCUUUAAGAAGUGUGAUCGCUCGUGUGAUGGCCGGCUGGAUCACGUGGAGAUAGAGGAGUUCUGCCGUGAGCUGAUGCGCAGGCCGGAGCUGGAUGCGGUGUUCAGGCAUUAUUCCGGUAACGGGUGUGUGCUCACCACCUUGGAGCUGAGGGAUUUUCUCGGGGACCAGGGCGAAGACGCAUCACUGGCCCAUGCAAAGACUCUCAUCCACACCUAUGAGCUCAACGAUUGGGCCCGGAAGAAUCUGUUCAUGACCCAGAAUGGUUUCACCAUGUACAUGCUCUCGAAAGAGAAUGAUGUGUUUAACCCGGAUCAUGCUCACGUGUAUCAGGACAUGAGCCGACCGCUGGCGCACUACUACAUCUCUUCUUCUCAUAAUACAUACCUCACCAAAGACCAGGUGACCAGCGCCAGCAGCACCGAGCCUUAUAUCAGAGCUCUGCAUCAGGGCUGUCGCUGUGUUGAGCUGGACUGCUGGGACGGUGAUAAAGGAGAGCCCAUGAUCUACCACGGACACACGCUCACCUCCAAAGUGCUCUUUAAAGAAGUCAUUGAGACCAUCGCUCAGUAUGCCUUCAAGACAUCUCCGUAUCCUCUGAUCUUGUCCCUGGAGAAUCACUGCUCAGUGGAGCAGCAGGCGGUCAUGGCGCAGCACAUUCGCUCUAUUCUGGGAAAGAAGCUCCUGAGAAAGCCGCUCAAUGACCUGCCCCUCAAAGACCUACCCUCACCUGAGGAGUUGAUGGGACGGAUCCUGCUGAAGGGGAAGAAGUUAAGUGGUCUGCUGGGGAAGACUGAAAGCUGGACUAGCUUCUCAUAUAGCUCCGAUGAAGAGUCUACUGCUGGAGGGAGCGGGAACAAAAAGGAAUCUAAAAAAGAUCCUGGGAGGUCUGCGAGCACUAAACUGAGUCCAGAGCUGUCAGAUCUGGUGGUGUACUGUCAGAGUGUGCCCUUCAGUGGUUUCGAGACAGCCAGCCAGAGACCUCCUAGCAUGAUGUCCUCUUUCUCUGAGAACGAGGCGCUCAAAAUCAUCAAAGACUCAGGGAAGCUGUUUGUUCGACACAACAGUCGGCAGCUGAGCAGGGUUUACCCAUCAGGCCAGAGGUUACAGUCCUCCAACUAUGACCCCCAGGACAUGUGGAACGGAGGCUGCCAGAUGGUGGCUCUGAACUUCCAGACCCCAGGAGAGCAGAUGGACCUGAACCAGGGCCGCUUUCUGCCCAACGGCCGCUGCGGAUAUGUGCUCAAGCCUGACUUCCUGUGUCACCCAAAGUCUAACUUUGACCCUGAGAACACAGGUGGAGGACCAGGACAUAUACCCACACAGCUUACCAUACGGGUGAUCUCGGCCCAGCAACUUCCUAAAAUAAACACAGACAAUCCCAACUCCAUUGUGGACCCACAGGUCUGGGUGGAGAUCCAUGGAGUUUCCAUCGAUAAGGCUCGUGCAAAAACCCAGCGCAUUGACAACAAUGGUUUCAACCCUCGUUGGGACUGUACUGUGAGCUUUCAGCUCCAGGUGCCUGAACUUGCCUUGGUGCGUUUUAUGGUGGAAGAUCACGACUACAAAUCCAAAAAUGAUUUCAUUGGCCAGUUCACCCUCCCUUUCACCAGCCUACGGACAGGUUAUCGUCAUGUUCACCUGCUAAAAGCUGACGGCUCCAGUCUGUCUCCUGCCACGCUCUUCAUCCAUGUCAAGGUGGUACGGCGAGGAGUUCCUAUUAAAACCGUUUCUGAGCGGAAAGGCAAGGCCUAAGGCUUCUGUGGUGAUUCCUGGAAAUGUUUAUUUCUGGAAGUACCUUACUGAAGGGCAAGCCCCUGAGCCGGGCUCUCGAGGUGCAGGGACUCUUCAGAAUGAGAGCACAUGAAAAAGCAUGUGACAUUGGACAUACCAGCACAGCAAUCUGCAGAAAGUCAGUGUAGACGUUUUGCUUUUUUAUUGUUCAUUUGUGGUGUUGGCAGCAGAGCAGAACGUCUAACAGUGUCAUAGAAGUGUUACCGUGGAAACUAAAUAUGUUAUGAAGUCAGUAUUGUUUGAAGUUACAAGUCAGUGUUGUUUAUAGAGUCCGUUUCCAUUGAGACUGAUUUCUAUUGAGUCUGUGCGCCUUGAAAUCUGAAAAUGUAAUGCAUUUUAUGAAAAUGUAAUAUUUUAAUUGACCUUAAAACUAGUCUUUACAUGCUGGACAGGAAUUGUACAUGUAGACAGAAAUGAGCUGUCUUUAAUGUUUUAUAGUUGGUGGUCUUGAUAUGCUGAAUACUGACAGCAAGGUGAAGAAAGUGUAAAAAAAAAAAAAAACAUUUUGAAAGCAUAGCAAGUAAAUGUGUGGUUUAGUAAGAGUAAUGACUAUUUUUAUGCAAGUAUGUUUUAACUGAUUCAAACACCAGCUGUGAUUCAGCAGUAUAUUAGUAAUACGAAAUCAGUAAUUAAGUAAUCAGAGUAGUAAGAUACUUAUGAAUAAUAAUAAUAGUAAUAUAUUAAAGCAACACUAUGUAACUUUUUCUCUGUUCAAAAUUAGCUAAAUGUAUAUAAUGAGCGAGUACAUCAUAAAUUCAUCUACCGAAUCGCCUUUUUGUCUUAUCCCAAAUCACUACGGUACAUUUUAAUAAGUGAUUAUUUUUGGACUAUUGUAGCCUGUUCGGGUCGUCACGGCUGCGGAGUAACACAUACCUGCGCGAAUCUCCAUAGACAUAAACUUGGAGAAGUAGCUCCGGUUAGAAUGUUCUUCCGCGGGAUGCGUGCAGUUCUGUUUAUUAACCGCUAGAGCGCCAACAUUGACAUAAUGUUGCUUUAAUACAAUUAAUGUCAGAAAAAUAAAUGUUUUUGAACAGCUACCACUAACGAUGAAAUAUCCAUGUUUAACCAUCUUUGGAACAGAUUUGAUCAUUCAUGUUAAAAGCAAGCACAGAAAAAAUUCAGUGUUUUAGGAUGUUCAAAUUUGGUCAAAUUACACAACUACUCCAAUUCCAAGUUUGUCAAAUCAUGAAAACUUGUGGUUAUUGAUAACUCAUAAGGACUGUGUAUUGUACUAGGCUAUGAUAAUUAAUUUAGUAUAAUAUUAUAAGGCAAUAUAAUGUCAGCUGCUUCUGUAAAGACAUGUUUAAAUGUAGAUUUUCUUUCUGUUUCACACGAGAUAACAGAACAUGUCUUGAUUUUAAUGUCUUACUUGUUUAAACAGUACUGUAUCUGUAUGUUUGUGUAUACGUGCAAACUUCACUCUUUUUCAAAGUUGUAUUGAAAUAGAUAAUCGGUAAUUAGUUAAAUUAA